AUGGCUCGCAGCGUGCCUUAUCGUGCGGAAUGUUCACUUAAAUGCCGUCAAAUUCAAAACGAUGCGCUCAAUUCCACGUUUUUCAUUGUGAGACAAACAGGACCAACAGGUUUUACUAUCAAAGAUGAACACGAUGAACGAACAUACAAAAUAUUUCUCGGUGAUCAACAUCAAUGUACAUGUUCGACGUUUCAACGAAAUCAGGAUUUAUGCAAACAUAUAUGUUGGCUACUGUUGAAACGAUUUCGCAUACCGAGAACGAAUCCAAUUCUAUGGCAGCGGGGUCUUGUCGAACGAGAAAUCAAUGAACUUCUCCGUGGAUUAUCAUCGGAUGAGGAAGAACGAAGGAAAUUCUAUCGACGUCAUCGAGCAAAAAGCGCCGAUGGAACUAAUUUAAACAAUGAAGUAGAUCAGCGUCCAAUUGGUGAGGAUGAUAUUUGUCCCAUUUGUCAAGAAGAAUUUGCUGCUAAACAAAUGCCUACUACUUAUUGCCGACGUGGAUGUGGAAAUAAUGUGCAUGUGAAAUGCAUGAAGAUUUGGCUAGAUCAUCAAGUAUCGACCGGUGAAAAACUAAUCAAGUGUCCUUUAUGUCGCGAAAUAUUCGGUACAUCGGAGCAUCUAAAAUUGGAAUUUCGAACAAUCGAAGAACAACACAUGGAAAAAUCUUCGGUACAUUUAGGAUUUUCAUGCCAUCGGUGUCGCACCUGCCCCAUCACAGGCAAUUGUUAUAAAUGUACAACAUGCGAGGAUUAUUUUCUGUGUCAAACUUGUUUCAAUAUGAAUAUUCACAAUGAACAUAGUUUUGAUUAUCGAGAAAAAUCAUUUCAACGUUGGAGAAUAGCUGCUCGUGAACAUUUGAUGGCCUUGCCCAACGCACUUCAUCAAAUAUUAGCAAAUCGUGAUAUGAAUGAAAAUAAUUACGAAGCGUUGCUACAACUUGAAAACGCGCAAAAUACAGUAAUUGGAAGUAUUCCCGAAAAUAUUGUGAGAUCGAUACCAACUGAACGUGUCCAUGAACAAAGUCGUCUAUUGGAGCCAAAUGAACAAUGUCGCUUAUGUUUGAGAGCUUAUCAAAUAGGUGAACGAGUUCGACGCUUACCCUGUCAGCAUAGAUUUCAUAUUGAUUGUAUCGACGGUUGGCUUUUACAUAGUCACCCAACAUGCCCUAUCGAUGGACACGUUAUAUGGAAUGCGGAAGGAAGAAAUGAGAAAAAAGAGACUAAACGUCCCUCGACAAGUCUCAAUCGAACCAGAAGUCAUAAUGGAUCACCGUCUUCGAAUCCAUCUCUACUCUCUAUCAACAUGGGGUUGACUGUCGUUCCUUAUCAGAUGCAAACAAGAACGAGUACAGAUCUGAAUGAACGCUUUCGGCGUCUUCAUAUGCGUGCACCACUUCGUUCUUUGUUGUCAUCGUCUCAUUUACCAUUUCAAACUAAUACUCGAACGGUGCGAAGUCGACCAUCGACCAGAAUGAUGUCGACUAGUCUUGAACAAUCUCGUCAUCGAACUAACAAUGAAUUUGACCAUGAAUGGGCGAUGUCAAUUAGUAAUUUCAAUUAUCGACCUUAUGGACAGCGAUGCUCAAGUGCUCAAUGA
Adineta ricciae is the source of this 1596-nucleotide messenger RNA. The record is from the annotation of a GenBank genome assembly. Lineage: Eukaryota; Metazoa; Rotifera; Eurotatoria; Adinetida; Adinetidae.